CGGUGACCGUUAUCGUCAUCCUGUAGGGCUCGAUCUACCUCUGAUCACAGCCGGGCUCGAGACAAGUCGGGGCCGUAGUCAAGUUGGGAAGCCGAAUCCGCGUUCGGCGUGGGCGUCAUCUGCUCCUUCGCUGGCUUGCUCUAGUCUCCACAAUCCAGCCAAUCCUCUGGGAUCAGCCCAUCAUCCGCCGCAGAUCAUCUGCACUCCAUCGUGCAUAGUCCCUGCAGGCGUUUUUUACCGUGAAAUUUUGGGCCACGGGCCUUGUCUGCAGACGCGGCCGUGCUCGCUCCCAUUCUGCCUUUCAAUUGGGAUUUCUCUCAUUCCAGCUAGACAGUAGCCAGCAUUCGCCAUGGCUACCAACAACUUUCGUGACUCAGUCAACUCUCUAGGGUGGUCGCGCAGAGACCCGGAUUUUCCCGUCCGUACUAAUGCCUCCUCUGAGACCCCGUUCCUUUCGCGGCUACAAUCCAUGAACCCGUUCGGUCAGGGUGGCUAUGUUCAACUACCCACUCACAAUGAGGCCCCAGGCGCGCCCUUGCCUGCACCCAAUCGCAGGGAAGAGGAAGAGGGUUUCUUCGCCUUGAGUCGUUGGGAUCGGAUGCUCAUCUUUGGCGCCUGUAACUUGGGCGCCGCAGUCUGCUUUAUGAUAUGCUUCUUCCUAUUUCCAGUUCUCUCGCUCAAGCCCCGCAAAUUCGCUGUUCUAUGGUCUGUCGGUUCAGUCCUGUUUCUGCUAUCAUGGGCAGUCCUCAUGGGACCCUGGUCUUACGCUAGACAUUUGGUCUCGGGACCACGGUUGCCCUUCACGGCAGCCUACUUUGGAUCGAUCGGACUAACACUGUACUUUGCUAUCGGGCUCCAAAACCUCUUCCUUACUCUCAUCUCGUCUAUCUUUCAGCUCGCCGCCCUGGUCUGGUAUCUGGUCAGCUACUUCCCCAUGGGCAGUACCGGCUUGCAGUUCAUGGGCCGUUUCGGUGCAUCGCGCGUGUCUGCUUGGAUUUCCGGUUGAGACUCGAUGGCAUUAUACCCACGAAGUGAUUGAUGAACAUUCAGCGAGCGCAAAGCUGUCGCGCAGUUAUUUGCAUUUACCUGCAAGCGCCAUCGUUCCUUCCUUUUCCGUUUCUUGUAUAUGUAAUGAUGCCCAUCGUGGAGAUAGAGGUUUUGGUACUUGUCUUUGUUCUGCGUUCUUGUUUAAUAGCCUAGGGGCAUAUACCCAGUUCAUGCAAGAAGCCUACUUGAUCAG
Messenger RNA from Penicillium pulvis, 1240 nucleotides. Its product is annotated as putative Golgi traffic protein SFT2. Gene Ontology annotation, biological process: vesicle-mediated transport. Bases 350 to 1006 code for a protein of 218 amino acids. The record is from RefSeq and is a predicted model, not a curated record. Gene Ontology annotation, cellular component: membrane. Lineage: Eukaryota; Fungi; Ascomycota; Eurotiomycetes; Eurotiales; Aspergillaceae. The transcript has 4 exons.